Molecule: messenger RNA, 1200 nt
Organism: Parnassius mnemosyne (clouded apollo)
Lineage: Eukaryota; Metazoa; Arthropoda; Insecta; Lepidoptera; Papilionidae
Source: the annotation of a GenBank genome assembly
AUGGCCUGUCCUAUGAGGUCGGUGAUGGACGACUCCGCCGCACAAGACGGUAGCCAUCUAGGCAAUGAAUCCGGAAUGCUAUACGGUGAAUAUCUGAUGCUGGACAAGCUUCUCACUUCUCAGCGCAUGCUCAGCGCCGAAUCAUCAAAACCUGUCCACGACGAACAUUUAUUUAUUGUUACCCACCAAGCGUACGAGCUUUGGUUUAAGCAGAUCAUCUUCGAAGUAGACUCUGUGCGAUCGCUACUAGACGUGGAAGGAUUAGAUGAAGGACACACCAUGGAAAUAUUGAAAAGGCUCAAUAGAGUUGUGCUUAUAUUAAAGUUGUUGGUAGACCAAGUGAUGAUCCUGGAAACAAUGACGCCUCUCGACUUUAUGGAUUUCAGGCAUUACCUGCGACCGGCAUCUGGAUUCCAGAGUCUACAGUUCCGCCUUUUGGAAAAUAAGCUCGGUCUGAAGCAGGCGCUUCGCGUCAAAUACAAUCAGAAUUAUCAGACGGUCUUCGGCGACGAUCCCGACGCAAUGGAGGCUUUACGUAAAUCAGAGGAGGAACCAGCUCUUCUAGCGCUAAUAGAGCGCUGGUUAGAACGAACGCCUGGUCUCAACACCCACGGGUUUAAUUUUUGGGGGAAAUUCCAGGCAGCUGUCAACACCAUGCUCAAAGAGGAUAUUGAGGAAGCAAUGCGUGAACCAAACGAAGUAGCCCGUCGUCAUCGAUUGCAAGACGCUGAAAAUCGUCGCGAAAUCUACCGUUCCAUUUUUGAUCCAGCUGUUCACGAUGCGCUACGUUCACGAGGAGAGAGGAGGUUGUCCUACAAAGCUCUCCAAGGGGCCAUUAUGAUCACUUUCUACCGUGACGAGCCCAGGUUCUCCCAACCUCACCAGCUGCUCACUCUGCUUAUGGAUAUAGACAGCCUCAUCACUAAAUGGCGGUAUAACCACGUGAUAAUGGUGCAAAGGAUGAUCGGCUCGCAGCAGCUUGGCACUGGCGGUUCAUCGGGCUACCAAUAUCUUCGCUCUACGCUCAGUGAUCGCUACAAAGUAUUCUUGGACCUAUUCAACUUAUCAACGUUCCUACUGCCGCGAUCGCUCAUCCCCCCUCUGGACGACGGCAUGAAACGCAGCCUCAACUUGACGUGGGGGGAGAACAUCAAGGAGAACGGCCAAAAUGGGCAAAAUGGCCUCGAGGCUUCGCUAUAG